Molecule: messenger RNA, 405 nt
Organism: Morchella importuna
Lineage: Eukaryota; Fungi; Ascomycota; Pezizomycetes; Pezizales; Morchellaceae
Exons: 3
Coding region: 1-405 (134 amino acids)
Source: RefSeq, a predicted model, not a curated record
AUGGUCCAGUCUGACAACGGUAUGAUCGACGACAAUCACAUCCUUCGUCAGGUCAGCAAGAAUUACUUCAGCUCCAUCGAAGAUACCAAGGAUCCGCGAGCCCCUUUGAAGCUGGAUUCCAUGAUGAGGGAGGCGGGAUUAGUUGAGCUGGGAAGCAGAAUGGUUCAAUUGCAUUUGAAUGGAUGGUCAAAUGUCGAGCGUGAUCGCCUGAUUGGCGAGAAAUAUGGCGAGGUCUUCAAGGACUGCAUUGAAGGUCUACUUCAAAUCCCAUUCAAGGAUAAAUUUGGAAUGUCCAUAAAUGAAGUUAGGGUCAUGGCCGCGCGAUUUCGACAGGAGGUGGAUAACAAGAGCCUCAAGCCAUAUUUUGGACUGUACAUCUCGAUCGGACGCAAACCCAAUCCAUAG